Messenger RNA from Dryobates pubescens (Downy woodpecker), 1195 nucleotides. RefSeq names its product vacuolar protein sorting 72 homolog (gene VPS72). Gene Ontology annotation, cellular component: nucleus. Bases 25 to 1155 code for a protein of 376 amino acids. Gene Ontology annotation, biological process: chromatin remodeling; regulation of DNA-templated transcription. The record is from RefSeq and is a predicted model, not a curated record. Lineage: Eukaryota; Metazoa; Chordata; Aves; Piciformes; Picidae. Gene Ontology annotation, molecular function: ATP-dependent H2AZ histone chaperone activity. The transcript has 6 exons.
CCCGGCGCAGCCCCGGCCGCAGCCAUGAGCCUGGCGGAGGGCCGCGCCCCGCGGCGCACGGCCGGUAACCGCCUCUCGGGGCUCCUGGAGGCCGAGGAGGAGGAUGAGUUCUACCAGACCACCUACGGAGGCUUCACUGAGGAGUCGGGCGAUGACGAGUACCGCGGCGACCAGUCGGACAGCGACGACGAAGUGGAUUCGGACUUCGACAUCGACGAGGGCGACGAACCGGCCAGCGACCAGGACGAGAGCGAGCCCAAGCGCCGCCGCCGCGUGGUCACCAAGGCCUACCGGGAACCUCUCAAGAGCCUUCGCCCCAAGAAACCAGAGACCCCCAGCAGCAGCUCCCAAAAGCCCCGGGAGGUGAAAUCCAUCCCCCUGGAGCUGCAGGAUGACCUGGGAGACAGCCGGAAGCACAUGCGGCAGUCGACCACGGAGCACACUCGGCAAACCUUCCUGCGGCUCCAGGAGAGGCAGGUCCAGUCCAAGAGGAAGAAGGGAGGCCCCAACUACGACCGGCCCCUGACACAGGAGGAGCUGCUGGAGGAGGCGAAGAUCACAGAGGAGAUCAACCUCCGCUCCCUGGAGAACUACGAGCGCCUGGAGGCCGACAAGAAGAAGCAGGUGCAGAAGAAGAGGAAGUGUGUGGGGCCUGUGAUCCGGUACUGGUCUGUGACCAUGCCCCUGCUGCCCGAGCCGGGCAGGGAGGAGAACGUGGACGUGGAGGGCUUGGACCAAGACCUCCAGCCGGCCGAGGCAGCCCCGGCUCCACCUCUGGGCAGCGCUGGGAAGUGCUCCAGGACCUUCAUCUCCUUCAGCGACGACGAAACCUUCGAUCGCUUCUUCCCCCGGGCCAAGCCGCCGCGGCUGCCGGUGCGGGAGCUGUGUCCUGUCACCCACCGGCCGGCCGUCUACCGGGACCCCAUCACCGACAUCCCCUACUCCAACAUCAGAGCCUUCAAGAUCAUCCGGGAGGCUUACAAGAAGUACAUCACCGCCCACGGCCUGCCCAGCGCCGCCGCCGCCUCCUCUUCCUCCUCCUCCGCCCCGCUGGGAGGAGCUGCCGCGGCCGCCGCCGCUCCCCCCGGCCCCGACCCCGGGCUGCGCCCUGCCCGCCAGAAGAUCAUCAUCAAGCAGAGCGUCCCCGGCAGCUGAGCUUCAGAGCGGGGCUUGGGGGUCCCCAAACGGAGCUUGA